CGGUACAAACUCUGAAUGAUCCAACCCGCGUGGACCCACAUAAUAUUGUCUGAAAACAAUUUACAAUUCUCCAAAGUUCCAAUAUUCUCUGUAUCCAGCGCCGUUACCUGAUUCACCACCCUUCUCACCUUGCACAACUAGCUCUCUCUCUCUCUCUCUCGCUCGCUCUGAGAAAGGAUGAGGAACCGAAACAGUGGUAAAAUCUCUUCCAAAUGGAUUCCGGUUUUCUCUAUCUCUUUCUUCUUCCUUGGAAUGCUCUUCACUAACAGAUUGUGGGCCCCGCCUGAAUCCAAUAGUCAGCUCAUAUCAAGCCAUCGACGUGAACAAGAAUUGCAGAUCAUUUCAGAGGACUGCACAACUAAGAAGGAGAAGCCAGGACAAGAAAAAGAUGUGAUGGACGAGGUUUACAGAACACAUGAAGCAAUUCAGUCUGAUAGAUCACUGGACAAGUCCAUGUCGAUGCUUCAGAUGGAGUUGGCUGCCACUCGGAGUACUCAAGAGAUCGGGAGGUCUGAUGGGUCAUCUAGUGUCUCAGCCUCUUCACAUGAGGGCCCGCCGAGGAAGAAGGCAUUUAUGGUUAUUGGAAUUAAUACUGCUUUUAGUAGUAGGAGGCGCCGUGAUUCAGUUAGAGAGACAUGGAUGCCCCAAGGGGACAAGCUUCUCAAAAUGGAGGAAGAAAAGGGAAUUGUUGUCCGGUUCAUGAUUGGCCAUAGCGCAACACAUAACAGCAUCUUGGAUCGGGCUAUUGACUCUGAAGAUGCUCAGCAUAAGGACUUCCUCAGACUGGAGCAUGUUGAAGGGUAUCAUGAAUUGUCUGCAAAAACAAAAAUUUUCUUUUCCACUGCUAUUGCAAAAUGGGAUGCUGAUUUCUAUAUCAAGGUUGACGAUGAUGUGCAUGUCAAUUUGGGUAUGCUAGCUGCAACUCUUGCCCGCCAUCGUUCAAAGCCUAGAGUUUACAUUGGGUGUAUGAAAUCUGGGCCUGUUCUUUCUCAAAAGAAUGUUAAGUACCAUGAACCAGAGUACUGGAAAUUUGGGGAAGACGGGAAUAAAUACUUCAGGCAUGCAACCGGGCAGAUUUAUGCCAUCUCAAAGGAUUUGGCUACAUACAUCUCAAUUAACCAGCCCAUUUUACACAAGUAUGCUAAUGAAGAUGUGUCGCUUGGCUCAUGGUUUAUUGGUCUUGAAGUUGAGCACAUUGAUGAGCGCAAUAUGUGUUGUGGAACUCCACCAGAUUGCGAAUGGAAGGCACAAGCAGGUAAUGUAUGCAUUGCAUCAUUUGAUUGGAGCUGCAGUGGCAUUUGCAAAUCAGUGGAGAACAUCAAAUUUGUUCAUGAAAAGUGUGGUGAAGGGGAUGAAGCUCUUUGGAGUGCUUUAAUCUAAAUUCAUUCCAGUGCAAUGUGUUUUGGGUAAAUGAGGAGUUGAGACUACCCUUUUUCAGCUACCAGGGUUUGGGAGGCAGUUUUGAAAGAAAUAACAACUUCGACAGUUAUACAUACGGAAACUACAAUGCCUCUUUGUGGGGAACCAUUGAAUUUCAAAGCAAGAUUCGUUGCAAUAGUUAAAUGGAAACUAUCGUUCCAGACAGAUGGCUGUUGUUUAGGUAUGGGUUUUAAGAAAACAGUGCGUUCUCUGCAAGUAUUGCAAUUUUUCUAGGCAUAUGGAAGGAUAUAUUUUGGGUAUUAUACAGUCUUCCACAUUGGAGGAAAAUGUCAUAUUGCUGAUUCUGACUAGAUAUGUACCCAAAAGAGUUGGUGGUUUUUGCCCCCAUGGCUAUGAGUAGUUUUUGGAUGUUUUCCAGGGUAAUAUUUAUUUGGUAAUGGGACUCUUGCAGUUAUUUUAUUCAAGUUGUUCGCUAGUUUCCUUGUGGAACUCUGUAACUUUCUAACUCUUUCCUUGUCCAAUGAAGUCUGAAAAACAUCAUUUUUUGUUA
Messenger RNA from Ilex paraguariensis (yerba mate), 1930 nucleotides. The record is from the annotation of a GenBank genome assembly. NCBI's taxonomy places the organism in Eukaryota, Viridiplantae, Streptophyta, Magnoliopsida, Aquifoliales, Aquifoliaceae.